AUGUCAGUAAACACUGCGAAUACGCCUGAUGGCCGAGGCGUUUUGAUAUACAAUGGAGAGGUUAUCCUCGUUUUCGCCAGAGGUGUCGUAAUGACAAUUGGAAAAAACAGUAAUCAGAAUUUGGAAGGGAAAUUCAAUGGGACAUUGUACCUAACAUCUCACCGUGUGAUUUUUAUGCCUGACGGAGUGCAGGUGUUUCGAUCCUUUGAGAUACCAUUCUCAUCCAUGCAGGACGUGCACUUAGAGCAGCCAAUAUUCGGUGCGAACUAUCUUCGAGGGAUCGCUAUCGCUAUACCUGGAUCUCAGUUAUAUGGAGAAAUUCCUUGGCGAUUGACAUUUAACAAAGGAGGUUGUAUCGAUUUUGGUCAGACUCUUCUUGAAGCUGUUGACAGAGCUAGCAGGUUUCGUCCGUCUAACGCACCUCCUCCAUAUGCCCCACCGAGAGGUUACUUCUAUGCAGCUCCACCGGAUUAUUAUGCUCCUUCAAACGAAGGUCACAAUGGAUUGCAACCUCCAACUCAUGCUUUCCCUGAUCGUCCGCAUUCGGAUUCUGUCUUUAUGUGCGAAGCUCCUCCUCCUUACCCAGGAAUUGGACCGAAUCGAGAGCCUUUGCCUACGGAACAGCUUCAUCGUGCCGGAACUAGUUCGCCACCUCCAUAUUCAUCUGACUCCAGUUCGGCUGAGUUAAGGAGAAGACAUUGA
This is a messenger RNA of Necator americanus (New World hookworm), 702 nucleotides long. RefSeq lists its product as uncharacterized. Lineage: Eukaryota; Metazoa; Nematoda; Chromadorea; Rhabditida; Ancylostomatidae. The record is from RefSeq and is a predicted model, not a curated record. Gene Ontology annotation, biological process: positive regulation of DNA-templated transcription. Gene Ontology annotation, molecular function: chromatin DNA binding; transcription coactivator activity. The transcript has 5 exons. Bases 1 to 702 code for a protein of 233 amino acids. Gene Ontology annotation, cellular component: nucleus.